Molecule: messenger RNA, 3453 nt
Organism: Tribolium madens (black flour beetle)
Lineage: Eukaryota; Metazoa; Arthropoda; Insecta; Coleoptera; Tenebrionidae
Exons: 4
Coding region: 369-3164 (931 amino acids)
Biological process (GO): cell population proliferation; DNA damage response; positive regulation of protein phosphorylation
Cellular component (GO): nucleus
Source: RefSeq, a predicted model, not a curated record
AACUUUCCCGCUUGUGCGUUAUUUAUCACUUUCCGUGCUCGUUAUGUAAUAUACUAUUAAAAUUCUUAAUUCGAUUUAUCUCGUAUUUGUGGUUUUGUGACUUAGUACACUUUUAUUCACAUAACAGAUAUAAGUUCAGAUGCGACUGUAGAUCGCUACGGGCCAUUGCUAUCAUCGGAAUUACUUAGAAUAAAGGAUGUCAAAAUAGCCCACACAGGGAGUGAUAGUAAUUAGUAGAUUUCCGUAUCUAGCGCCAAAGUUUAAGAUUGCGCCGUUGUUAGGCUUAUUUAUAGCUUUAUCAAAUCUAAGUGAUAACAAGCGUAAAUGUCAGUAAUGUUUUUCCCAUCGGUCGUGACGCACGCCACAAGAUGACUUCUAAAGUCGUGCAAUAUGAGUUGAAACUGAAAAAAUUGUUGGAAAAAAUUCAGGAAAAGUGUGAUCGUCAUUUAGACGCUUCAAAGCUUCUAGACCAUUUCUGGUAUUUAGAACAAAGAAAAUUAGAAUCAACACUAAUAACGCUUCCACUUUUUACUCAGUGGUUAAAACAGACCGUAAUCACGUGGAAUAGCAAAAAUGUGAAACCGGAAACCAGCGUUGCUUUGUUCACUUUGAAUUUGGCGACUUUAUUGUCAAAAAAAGAAAAAGUGUUUUGUGAUUUGAACAACAGUAAUUUCUACAUCACGCUGAUUAAUAUUUUAAAAGUGAGACACCUCGAUGUGGAGCCAUCUGUUAAACUAGCUUACAUUCAAUUAUUGUCUUCGUUUUUUGAACACAAAUCCGGGGUCGAAUGGAUGACUGUUUGCACUUUCUGGGAAGAUGUCUUCAAAAUGAGUUUAUCUGAUAAAUCUGAAGUUUGUGAGAAGAGCAUUGAAUUUAUGUCAAUUAUUUUGGAAAAAGCGAUAAAUCGUGAUGAAGUUUUUUGUAAUAAUAUUGUGAAACGAGUCAUAUCGACCUUGGGGGUAAAUAUCUACAAGUGUCUCAAAAAUCCCAGCGAAUCUUCAACACAUAUUCUCGAACCUUCACUAAAGCUGAUUGCCGGUAUUUUGGAAUUUGUUUUUGUACGUGUUUUGACCGACGAUAAAGACUUCCGAAUUGCGUUUUUAUUCUUGGAUAAUCUUCGCCUGGAGGAAAUAAUCGAUGAUUUGGUGUUGUUGUCUCAAGCUUAUUGUCGUAGCAUUCAUUUGGUAAAAAUUAUGUUUGUGGUCCAAUUUCUUGAAUUGCAUCUCAAAGUACUGACUAAUAACAUAAGUUUUGAUGUUGCCAAAUACACAAUUUCCACCAUACGGAAAAACUUUACUCAGUAUUGUUUUAAAGGAAGGAGUUACAGAGAUGUCAUCGAAUUGUGUAGCUUCGGUUAUCCUUAUUGGUCACUAAUAAAUUCUAAAAUCGGCUUUGACAAUGCAAAUAAGAAUCAGUUUUCUUUUUCCAACCAUGAUUUAUGUUUACUGUUAUUUCCACAAGGUUGCCUUCUUCUUAAAAAUUUUUUGACUGUGGGUGAAUGGGAAAUUAAGAACUUUAUCGACGAUUGUCGAGACUUAAACCUUUAUUCUUUUAUGCGAAGUAUGGAUCCUAGUUUUCUUCGGAUUGGUUACACAUGGCGUAAUAUCCUCAUUGUAAGUCCGUCUUUGACCCAAAUUUGUAUUUUUUCUCUCAUACGUGUAAGAAAAAUGUUGAAUAUGUUAUCAAAAGUGAGCGCAAUGGUUGUUUUUAGAAUGCUUAUUUAUAUUUGGAAAGACAUCGUUUCAACAAUCAAGGAAAUUCCCGAAAAACUUGAAAUUCUCCGCUGUGAAACAUAUUUUAUAGAAAUUUUUGCUCUCCUUUCUGAAUUGAUCGAAAAAUUUGAAAUUACGUGGAAAGACAAUUUCGAAGCUGUCAAUGUGCUUGCCGUUGCUUUUGAUUUUUUGAUGCUCCACAGAUGGCCUACAGAUGAGGUUGUUCAAGCUUUAAGAUUAAUUAACGUGGCUGUUAGAAAUUAUAUGUCGCCGAAUAUGUCUCUCCUAGUUGAUAUAACUUCAGACUCCACUUUAAAAAUGCUAGGUCCAUUAUUAUCGGCUAAAUUACUCGAUGUAAACCAAGUCAAAAAUGCUUCACUGGAUGUUGUUUUCACCAUGGCUCAAAUGUCUCGGAACAAAUUCCCGUCCUUACAAAAAGUAUUAAUGGAUUCCGAAUUACCGACCUUGGUUGUGAAGAUGUCAACGUGUGAUAGCGAAAGUUUCGUCCGAGCGACCGCAAUCAAGUGCCUCCAAGAAAUGAUUCAAGUCGAAGAAAUCUGGAACAAUGCUUUGAAAUCAGAAGAUUUGCCGCAAAAAAUGCGAGAUGUCCUUUUAAACGAAACCGAGGGAAUCGUGCGUGUGGAAGCGGCGACUUUCAUGUGUGUUGCCUAUGAAAACCAGCAGUUUCCUAAAGACAAUCUUCAUCGCCUCUACGAGACCAUGAUCUACGCCUCUACGACUGAUCUCCAUUGGGAAGUUAAAGUCCGCGCUUUGGAUUUUUGGGACAAAGUCAUCAAGAAUCAUCUCCAGAAUCAGGGAAUGAUCGAUGGAAGUUUCCCCAACGUGACUUUCUCGAAGGAGCAUCGCAAAAUUGUCACUCUGACCGAUUCCGAGAUCAGGAAACGUCUGUUGAAGGUUUUGAGUCAGUUGAGUUCGAUUGGGUGUUUGGGGGUGCUCAUGUCGGCCAUUAAGGAUGACUGUGAUAUGGAAGUGUCAAAGACUGCAGCUAAGAUAACUCAACGUUUGGUGGAGUUGUUCAAGAAGUACAAUGUGAGGAGCGAUGGAAGCAUUCCGACUUCGCCUUUACCGACCGAAAAUGGCAUGUCGACGGCCUCGGUCUCAUCGGGGAUUUCCGUAGAUGAGUCCAUGGACUCACCUUCAAAUCAUCACGAGUUGAACGAGGAUAUCAUCGAUCAGAUUGUCAACUCGAAAGAUGUUUGUCUUUUGAGGAAUGUCUAUGCGCCGAGUGAGUACAGUUCGGUUAGCAAUUAUGACAUUCAAGUCAGAAGAGUAGUGACCCCGAAUGAGUUUCUUCAGUUCACGCAGCAAGAUCUUAACACGAUAAUUAGCGAGAAGAAGAACUGGUUGAAUGGAAUUGAAGAUCUAGGAUCGCUUUUGGAUGAUAUGUUGAAGACUUAUGAAAACGACGUUAAUAAUAUGGACUGUUACUAGGUUAAAGAAUACGCACUCCUUCGGAGAUUGAAUAAUUUCAUACAAAUAUACAUUUCACGCACGAUUCCAAAGGACGCCAAAGUAAUGUGAAAGCUGUGUAAUUAUCAUGGAGUGCCAUUUAUCAAGUUUUUUAUCAGUUAGUCCUAAUAUGUAACUUGAAAUGUAAUUAAGCUUUUCUUUUUUAUUCUAAUUAUCUAUUAUAUAGAUAAAUGUUGAAGUGUGUAAGUAAUUUGUUAGAUGUUUUUAUUGAAUACCUGUUACUUUUAUAAUAAAAUGAAAGUUUAAUUUA